AAAGCCUUCCAAAGAUAUACUAAUUAGUAAAUUACCUUCAAUCAACUCUACCUCUCUUACCUAACUCUUUAAUUUCCCCUCCAAAUUUCUUUGUUUUUCAUUGCUUUUAAUCAAAUCCCCGAAAAUCAUUGCUUCUCUAGAACUUACAGAAUGAGCAGAAAAGGGCACUCCCAUAACAAGUUGGUGAGAUUCAUCACAAUUCCUUUCAGAGCCUUGGGCAAAGCUAGGGAUCUUUAUGUUAAAAGCAUGACAAGCUGUGCUUCAAGGGUCAGCUUUGGGCAAGGCAGUGGUGAUUACUCAGGCCAAUAUUCAGGCUUGCCUAGGAGCUUUAGUGCAAGCUCUGCCACAUCUAGCCAUGAUAAUGAAGAUCUUAGAGACCUUAUUAGGGCUGCAUCGGUUAGAAGCUUGGGACAUAGGAAUGAAAUAGAGAUGUUCAUGCAAGAACAAUUGAAGCAGAUGAGAUCAUCGAAAGGGUUGCCAAAGAGUAGCAGUGUGGGGAUGGGGAGAAUUGAUGAAGAUAAGCCUUGUGAUGAUUUUGACGAAAAAGAUGAAGCUCCUGUUGAUAACAAGAAACAAGAUUCUUUGUUUAAAAGAAGUAGAACCUAUGCUUCUGUCACAAAAAGAACUAGUGUUGCUUUUGAUUCUUAUUGAUUUCUGUAACCUUUUUUUUUUUUCCCUUUUUGCAUGUAAAGGGAAGCAAAAAGAAUCUCUCUUUUUUCUUUUCUCUAUUUUUUAGCAAUUUUUGUUGUUUACAGAUGGUUUCAUUAGAAAGUUUAUGGAUUAUAGAAUUUAUAUGCAAAUGGAAUGAAUCUUCUCAUGUUUGCAGCGGGAAGAAAUACAAUUAUGUCCAAA
Molecule: messenger RNA, 852 nt
Organism: Gossypium arboreum
Lineage: Eukaryota; Viridiplantae; Streptophyta; Magnoliopsida; Malvales; Malvaceae
Exons: 1
Coding region: 151-651 (166 amino acids)
Source: RefSeq, a predicted model, not a curated record